Penicillium bovifimosum is the source of this 822-nucleotide messenger RNA. RefSeq names its product hydroxymethylglutaryl-coenzyme A synthase C terminal-domain-containing protein. Gene Ontology annotation, biological process: acetyl-CoA metabolic process; ergosterol biosynthetic process. Gene Ontology annotation, molecular function: hydroxymethylglutaryl-CoA synthase activity. The record is from RefSeq and is a predicted model, not a curated record. NCBI's taxonomy places the organism in Eukaryota, Fungi, Ascomycota, Eurotiomycetes, Eurotiales, Aspergillaceae. The transcript has 2 exons. The annotation marks the transcript as partial.
AUGCAAGCUCACAUGAAAUCGGAAUAUCCCGUGGUCAACGGCCAUCUCUCUAUUUCAUGCUACAUGUCCGCGCUUGAUGGCUGCUACGCAGAGCUGCGUAAGAACGCCGCGCGCCUCGCCAAUAGCGCCAAAACAAGUUAUCCAGAGGCUGUUGCUAUUCUGGCUAGAGAGCGGCAGAGCCUGAUCAACGUCUUUGACUUCAUGGCCUUCCACACACCCAACUGUAAGCUAGUCAGCAAGUCAUACGGGCGGCUGCUCUACAACGAUUUUUUGAAUGACAAGUCGAGCGCGGAAUUUGCCAGCCUGCCCCAGCCCCUUCGAGAUCUGUCCUACGAAGAGUCCCUCAAGUCCAAGGAGUUGGAAAAGACGUUCCUUGAACUUAGCAAACAGCGUUUCAUAUCCCGUGUCGAGUCUUGCAUCCGUGCACCAAGCAUGUGUGGAAAUAUGUACACUGCGAGCCUGUAUUGCUCUUUGAUCAGCGUUCUAUCCCAUGUUGGUUCCGACGCGCUGCAGGGUAAGACCAUUGGCAUGUUCAGCUAUGGCAGCGGCAUUGCCAGUACUCUUUUCACACUACAGGUUGUGGGCGACGUGAGCAGUAUUAUCGACAACAUUGACCUUUUUGCAAGACUGAAGGCGAGGCGCGUGGCGAGUCCGCAGGGGUAUGAACAAGCAUGUAAAAUGCGCGAAGCUGGAUACGGCGUGGCGAACUUCACCCCAAGAGGUGAUCUAGCCAGCAUCGGAGACGGAGUGUAUUAUUUGGAGCAUAUUGAUGAGCAGUACCGACGAACAUACGCUGUCAAGUCCAGUACUGCUAACGAGACA